Homarus americanus (American lobster) is the source of this 3145-nucleotide messenger RNA. RefSeq lists its product as uncharacterized. The coding region runs from base 17 to 991 and encodes 324 amino acids. The transcript is spliced from 4 exons. The record is from RefSeq and is a predicted model, not a curated record. Gene Ontology annotation, cellular component: dystrophin-associated glycoprotein complex; sarcolemma. NCBI's taxonomy places the organism in Eukaryota, Metazoa, Arthropoda, Malacostraca, Decapoda, Nephropidae.
ACUCCGCCAUUCUCGCAUGAUAGUCCUCGCUAAGAAUGGCUAUCAAAUACGCGAACGUCGGUGGGCGCCCAAAAGUUUGGGUCGUGUGGGUGUGCUGGUGGUGACGGCUCAGGUGCUGGUGGGCGUGAUGGGCGUGACGCUGGCCGCCUGGUUCCUCAUGUGGGCUCCCUCACUCAAGUUUAGGGAGGUUCCUCACUACGCUGGCGUCCCCGUGUUCCUGGCGGGGGUGUUCGGCGCCAUUCUCAUCAGCUGCUUCCAGAGGCGGCGGCACCGCUCUAUUGCCAACAUCCUCAAGGGCGUGGUGGUGGCGUUGUGCUGUAUCAGCGUGGUGACAUGCCUGUGUGUGUGCAUCUUCACCGCCCUCCACCUCACCCAACUGGCCUCCAUGACCUGCCACACACAACACACAGCCCUCUUACACCCGUCCACCGGCACGGGGGUCCACCUCGCUGCAAUGAAGGGAAGUCAACAGUACGGACUGACCACUCCCAUCCCUGUGAAGGUGCCCACGUCCAGGCAGUAUAUGGAGGGAAUCGAAGAUGACGAAGAUGAGAGCGAGGGCAGUGGACGAGAAGCGAGGGACCUGCCGCAUGAUGAUGACGUCGACGAGGCUUUCGAAUUCGAAACAGUUACCCUGGCCACUGUGGCCGCGGGCAGGGAAAAUGAUAUCGUACUGAACGUGACGUUCUGUGAGUGUGAGAAGCGGGGACCCACGUGGGUGAGAAUGCUCCAGUACCCCAACCUCUCGUGUCUAGAGGUAAACAAUAUUCUUCCUGUGCUCUUCGUGGCGUCCUGUGUCGUCACCGCUGUGGGGGCGCUGCUCUCGGGGCUCAUCCUCUACCUGCUGUGGUCCCUCAAAAAUAGUUUCUACGGUGCUACCAAACCGCACGAAACUCGCCCAUUCAUAUUUACAAGUAAUUUAAAAAAUAAUAACAAAGCCAGCAAUGGUUCAGGGUCCAAGGUGUCGAAUGGGGACUCUCAAUUUAGGUGACGAAGGUGACCACUGAACCAGAAAAUGACUGAGUCAAAAGAAAGUGAAAAAAAAAUAUCAGCAGCAACUGAUGUGACCAGUAGCAAGUGACUUUACCUGAAAGAAAUGACACUACCAGUCCGUUGUAACGGUAGUGAAGGUUCAGGCUGUGGGCCACAACCUGUGUACAGUAACACUAACUGCAGGUCAGAUUUGUACCGUGUACAAACUAAAUAAUAAAAGUCCACAAACAGUAUGAGAAGCAGAUGUUAUAAGUUGAUUUUCAAUGUUAAAUAUAUUUUUUAGUUUAAGAUAAGAAUCUCACACAUUAGGCUAAGUAAUUUUGUCAUUCUUGACUGCCAUAAAAUACUGUCUCUUAGAAAAUAUAUAUAUAUAUAUAUAUAUAUAUAUAUAUAUAUAUAUAUAUAUAUAUAUAUAUAUAUAUAUAUAUAUAUAUAUAUAUAUAUAUAUAUAUAUAUAUAUAUAUAUAUAUAUAUAUGGAGUAAAAGUUUUUCUACCGCAGAUCAAGAGUUGGAAACCGCAAAGGCAAAAAGAAUAUAAUGAAAAAAAAAUUAAAUGUUAGACGUGCUGGUGAACUACAAGUAAUGGUGUCAUGUGUGUCGCAGUCUGUGUGUAGAGUUACUGAUGUACUGAGACAGCGUAACAAAAAAUAUGUUGAAAAUGUACAUAUUGUAUUUAUAUUUAUUUUUCUCUAGUUUGUUUGAUCAGUUAUUCAUCCGACGCUCCGCGAGGCGAGGAUGAUGAAGGAAUGGCGACCUGAGGUUAGGCUCUGUCUUACACCAAAAAGGUCAUUGUUUCUUAAGUCAUGUAUAAAGUUCUGUUUACUGAUUACAACAAUGAUUUCUCAACUUGGUUAUACACAGCCAGACUCUCCCACACAGGAUGAUGCUCAUGAUGAAGUCACUAGUAGCAGGACGAGGCAAAAUGUGUUUCCGGUAACUCGAUCCCACGUAGAAAACUAUGGGCGACUUUUAUAGUUUUAUCUGAUAUUUAAAAGCACACUUUCAUCUUCUGUGAAUACAAUAUUCUUGGUUUUAAUGUGCCAUGCUCAGAUUCUAUAAAAAUUAUGAUAACUUUUAUCAACCUAAGAAAAUGUUACUUGUAAAAACGGCGCAUGAGUAUCAAUAUAUCUGGACACAGUUACGGUAGUGGUUGAAAAAAAAAUAAAAAAAAAUAAAUAAAUCCGAUUUUCUCUUUAAUUUCUUUCAGCUAAUUAGCGGAAAUGCGCGAUUAUUUUAGUCCUUAUUCAAUAUAAUUAGCCCAAUGUAACGCCUCAUUGGCUGGUGUUAAAUAUAAUGGUCAACAUCCACAAGCAAAACGGGUUAACCAUUAAAGUCAAGUUAAAUUUAAGUUUCUCUAAGUCAGGUUUUCCCCCUAGAUAAUAUUUGGCGAGGUUGAGUGUAUGACAGACACUUCUACAACAACGAUGGUUCAAGAUUAUCAAAUGUUUGUAGAAUAAAUAUUACUCGUAGCUGAAGAUGUGUGACUGCAACACUUAACGUAAAUAGCAGUAAAAUUACGUUCACAUACACAUUAACUAUACUUUUAACAAGAUACGUUCACUUAGCACCAGUUAGGAGGCAAAAUUAACAUACAUUACUAAGAAGAGUCAUCUGAAAUUUUCUCUUUGUAAAAUUUGGUAAAGUCGUCCAGGGCGUUGUAUUGGUCAGCGGCAUCAGGAGAAAGUACAGUACACUAAAUGGUCUAUCAGUUUAAACCCCAAAUACGGUUAAAAUAGUUGUUGAAAAUAAGUUAAUAGCGUAGCCUGGCUGGUAGAUACAACAUAACUAGAAACUUUGAUGACAAUAUUAAAAAACAAACAUCGUAUUGCAGUAGUUGAUUGAUUCAGACGACGCUAAUUAAACUCUGGGAAUAAUCUGUAGAGUAACAUGGUGUGACAAAUGAUUUUUUCUUAACGUUCCCAAAAUACAAUAAAUAUGAUUCUUGCCGAUCUUGCCUGGUUCUUGUCUGUACCGUAGUUGUACAUGAACAGUUAACUGGUGCUCACGUUACAAAAGCUUUACUGUAACAUCUUACCCGUGAGACACUUGAUAAUAAUAAUAUAUAAGUGACCUUAAUCCUCAAUGUGUACCUUGUGUAAAUAUAUAGAUAACAGAUGUAACAUGACAAAACAAUAAUAAAUAAUUUAUCUAA